ACGUCCUCGCCUCGUCUAGCAGAGGAAAAAGAAAACCGGUUUUUUGUCCGCACAUUUUCCCUUAUUUUCUCAGUGUUUCUCAGCUUCGACAAUCUUUUCUAAGAAUCAUUUUCCUUCAAAUCUUUCAUUAUUUACACAAAGUUUUAUAUAUAUGAACCCUUCUGGAAGAGGGGUUGAUUGAAAGAUCAUCUCUUCCCUUGUUUUCACGUGUUGAGUUUUGAAUUUUUCUCAUUUUUCUCUCAAAUGGGCAUUGUUUUAAUGGGUCUACUUCCUCUUGCUUUUGGCGUUCCCAAGAGGAUUUUGUUGGAAUUUAGUUAUUAGGGGAAUUUGGAUUGAUUUCACAGACACUCAGUUUUCUGAAAAAUCCAAUUCUUUGUUGGAUUUUUUGAGAUUUGGAGGCUGUAUUUGGGAUUUGGGAUUAGUGUUUAAUUCUUUAAGUAGAAAGAGUGAGAGGUUUGGUGAAAUUUCUUCGUUGAAGUUAGAACUUGGGAUUACAUUUAGGGGUGCUUUGUUUCCUUUUGGAUUACAUUUGAUUGAUUGUCUUAUUUUAUUUUUAUGUAAAUAGGACAAUCUCUGUGGAUUUGUUAGUGUAUUUUAGCUUGGAUUUUUGAGGAUUUGUCAUUUAUUUCAAGUGCCAGAUGUUCCUAUAUUUAGGCUUAGGGUUUCUCCGAUAGUUCUCUCACAAAUUAGCAUUCUAGGGGUUUCUCUAGCAAGAGGGUUUUCUGGAUCUGAGAAAACCGCUGCAUAAAAAGCUUAGGAAAGUUAAAUUGGUAGCUGGUUUUUCGCUUUUGGUUCACGGGAUCGCAAGGUUGUCACAGGAUAGGUGUUGGGUUGUGUUCUGAUUUUCAGCUAACCCAGUGACUUUAUUGCUCCCUUUUUUCUAUAUCACCGUCAGUUUUUCAUGCUCAAGAAGUGGGAUAAGAGCCUAGAAUCCAUAGGAGUCUGAGUCAGUUUCUAGAUUGUAGAGAGACCAAGAAGGAGGAGAGAGAGUAGAAUGGGGCAUUCUGCAGCAGUUUGGGAUCAUAGAACAGCAAUUGAAGUUACAAAGGACUGGAAUGGGAUCGAUCAGGUUGUGCUCCGGAACCCGCAAGGAGCUUCAGCACGGGUUAGCUUGCAUGGAGGCCAGGUUACUUCUUGGAGAAAUGAACAAGGGGAAGAACUUCUAUUUACUAGCAGUAAGGCGAUCUUUAAGCCCCCGAAAGCAAUGAGGGGAGGAAUCCCUAUUUGUUUUCCCCAGUUUGGAAACUGUGGAUCACUGGAACAACAUGGGUUUGCAAGGAACAAGCUUUGGACAAUUGAUGAAAAUCCUCCACCUCUGCCCCCAAAUGAUUCCCAUGGCAAAUCCUUCGUUGACUUACUACUCAAGCCAACUGAAGAAGAUCUGAAGGGCUGGCCACAUAGUUAUGAGUUUCGUCUGAGGAUAUCUCUUGCAGCAGAUGGAGUUUUGACCUUGAUAUCGCGCAUCAGGAACAUCAAUGGCAGGCCAUUUAGUUUCUCUUUUGCUUAUCACACAUAUCUGUCAGUUUCCGACAUAAGUGAAGUGAGGAUAGAAGGCUUGGAAACCCUUGACUACCUAGACAACCUUUGCCAAAGGGAGCGGUUCACAGAACAAGGAGAUGCCAUUACUUUUGAAUCUGAGGUGGAUCGGGUGUAUCUUAGCUCAUCACAUUUGAUUGCCGUCCUUGAUCAUGAAAAGAAGCGGACAUUUGUAAUAAGAAAGGAGGGCCUACCAGACGUCGUGGUUUGGAAUCCAUGGGACAAGAAAUCAAAGGCAAUGGCAGAUUUUGGCGACGAGGAGUACAAACAGAUGCUUUGUGUUGAUGGGGCAGCGAUUGAGAAACCCAUCACCUUGAAGCCUGGUGAAGAAUGGACCGGGCGUUUGGAGCUAUCAGUUGUGCCUUCAAGUUUCUGCAGUGAGUAUCUAGAUCAUUAGAGGGAGAUGUCACUGAGAAAACUGUACAAGUUGUGGCCCCCAGUUGUUAGUUGUAAUUGUCCAAAUCUACUUUUAGACGUGUUUGUAGUGUUAAAACUCAGAAUGAAAAUGUAAUCAAGUUGCAGUUUUCUGAGACCAGGGUCAUGAGAAAUUACCCCCCUGUAAUUGACUAGAAAAUUCCUUGAUUCUUUUUCAAGAACGGCAGCUGAGCUGCCUCCUUUUUUUUUUU
Molecule: messenger RNA, 2162 nt
Organism: Vitis riparia (riverbank grape)
Lineage: Eukaryota; Viridiplantae; Streptophyta; Magnoliopsida; Vitales; Vitaceae
Product: putative glucose-6-phosphate 1-epimerase
Exons: 8
Coding region: 995-1933 (312 amino acids)
Biological process (GO): carbohydrate metabolic process
Molecular function (GO): isomerase activity; carbohydrate binding
Source: RefSeq, a predicted model, not a curated record